AUGAGGAAACUCAGAGCCGGCACACUGCCGCCUGUCCUUAUCCUUUCAGUCUGCGCUAUUUCUGCCCGAUUUUCUACCCACCCAAGACUCUCAAACAGUUCUAUGCCGAACUUCCUGCGAGGCGAGGAGUGGGCAACAGUGGCGCGCGAUAUUGUCAUGAAGAGAUACGAGUGGCCCAACAUCACAAUACUCACCUGUCUCCUGAUCCUCGGACUGCAUGAGUUUGGCACCUGUCACGGUGGACGAAGUUGGGCAUUAGGAGGUCAAGCGAUCCGCAUGGCUUUUGCGCUACAGCUACAUAAGGACCUCGAAUACGAUCCUCAGAGGUUGACUGGGACAGCACAGCUCAGUUUCAUUGAUCGAGAGAUUCGAAGGAGGACUAUGUGGGCCUGUUUUUUGAUGGAUAGGUUCAACUCUUCCGGAACCGACCGACCGACAUUCAUCAAGGAGGAAACGAUCAAAAUUCAGUUACCUAUCAAGGAAAAAUAUUUCCAGCUCGACAUGCCAGGCCCCACUGAAGAUCUCCAUGGCAAAGUGCUACAUCCUGUAUCAGCAGAUGACGGUGAACUUGCCGAUGCGAAGAGUAACAUGGGCGUCGCUGCUUACAUGAUCCGGGUGAUCGGGUUAUGGGGUCGUAUCAUCAACUAUCUAAAUCAAGGAGGCAAGGAGCUGGAUGAAAACCCAAUGUGGAGCCCCGAUUCCGAAUACACCAAACUCAUCAAGCAGACCGAAGAUAUAGUCGCAUCCCUACCCGAGACGUUAGCCUACACUCCCGAAAAUCUCCAUCUUCACGACACGGAGGGCAUGGCCAACCAGUUUCUCUUUCUACACAUCUCAGUGCAACAAAACAUUCUCUUCAUGAACCGAUUCGCGGUGUCGACACCGAAUGGGAACUCGCAUCAAGACGUCCCGAAGACAUUUGUCACUAAAGCCGGUGCAAAGGCUUUUGCUGCGGCGAACCGCAUCUCUGAGCUUCUGAAAGAUGCAGAAUCAUAUCUCAUCGCUGCGCCUUUCGUUGGAUAUUGCGCUUUUCUCUCCAGUACUGUCCAUAUUUUUGGAAUAUUCUCUGGAAACCCGGCUAUGGAAGCCACAUCAAAGCGGAAUCUAGCAACGAAUGUGAAGUUUCUGGCGAAAAUGAAACGGUAUUGGGGCAUGUUUCACUGGAUGUCAGAGAAUCUAAGAGAGCAAUAUCGUACCUGUGCCGAUGCCGCGAGACAAGGAAAUCCUGCGAAUGAGAGUGCCUCCUCCCCGAUAUUUCAAUACGGCGACUGGUUUGACAGAUAUCCUCAUGGUGUUUCGCAAACCGACUUCGUCGAUCCCGCGGUGUACAAGAAGAAAGAAAGGGGAGAUGAUGCGGUGCUAGAGCAGAAGCCAGAGCUGCACACAGUCGAAGAGUUCUUCACCAAGCUCUCGCCCCAGAGCCAGGAAGGUCGAGAUGCAGCAGGCCGACCUGUAACACUUAAGAGAAAGGCCGCUCUUAGGAAAGCAAGCAGCUGGCUCUAA
This is a messenger RNA of Phaeoacremonium minimum UCRPA7, 1503 nucleotides long. RefSeq names its product putative zinc finger transcription factor 1 protein. The transcript has 3 exons. Gene Ontology annotation, biological process: DNA-templated transcription. NCBI's taxonomy places the organism in Eukaryota, Fungi, Ascomycota, Sordariomycetes, Togniniales, Togniniaceae. Bases 1 to 1503 code for a protein of 500 amino acids. Gene Ontology annotation, cellular component: nucleus. Gene Ontology annotation, molecular function: DNA binding; zinc ion binding. The record is from RefSeq and is a predicted model, not a curated record.